Styela clava is the source of this 3856-nucleotide messenger RNA. RefSeq lists its product as uncharacterized. The record is from RefSeq and is a predicted model, not a curated record. Lineage: Eukaryota; Metazoa; Chordata; Ascidiacea; Stolidobranchia; Styelidae.
UAUUUUUCUUCGUUCAUUUUUUUAGUUGAUAUACAUCGAAUAAUUUUAGUGUAUCAUCGACAUGGCGCCUCUCAACUAUUGGAAUCGUAUUACGAUCAUUCUCUUAGUAUGUGCCCAGACUUUUGUGACCGGAUCUCAUUUUCGCGGUGGAACCGUAUCUUGGAAACAUAAGUCUUCCGCUGGAAAUACACAUCGUAUCGAAUUUAGUUUUCGUUUUGGAUGGAGGCGAGACUCCUAUGCUUCUUGCACCGACGCAACGAUUCAAACCCAAACGCUUGGAUAUGAUGGAGGUAAUUGGAUCUUGGAUAGUAGAGGAAGCAGCACGGAUUUUCCACGAUCGGUGGAAAUCAAAUGUACAACAUUUGAUCCGUCAGAAAACUGGGCAUAUGGAUACAAUGACUUCGAGGCCAAUAUUACAGCAAAUGGGCCUUUCAGUAUACAGUUUACUGGUAGUGCCUGGAUUGGCGGAUUAGAGUUUGGUGCAAAUUCCGGCUGGUCAGUUGGUCUGUUUAGCAUAGAUCUUAGAGUUCGAUCGGACAGUGGAUACCCGAAUAAUCCACCUGCGACAUUCAGUUUGCCUGUCAUAAAAUUACAAGCGAAUUGUCAACGUGUCAUCGAUAUUCUAUACUUAGACAGAGACAAUGACACAGUUACUUGUCGAUACGGCGCUAAUAGUCAGGAGUGCGGCGGAAUAUGUGGUCAAUUUUCCCAUUUUACUCUUAACGAGGAAAAAUGUCAAAUAACCUACGAUGGAUUGAGUUCUGGCAACCGAUUGGUCCCAGUGGCUCUGAUGUUGUCCGAUCACCCAAAGCGAAAUAUAACGAUCGGAGGAAAACCUGUCUCUGCAACUGAUUCAAUGAGUUCCAUUCCUCUGCAAUUCUUAGUCAGUAUUUUUCCAUCUAAUGAUGCAUGCGACUUGAUUCCAACGUAUCCAAAUUUUGGAAUACCAGAGAAUGCUGUUGUCGACAUUACUCAAACUAACGGAGUUCUCAACAAUACUCUUUAUGCCAAUCCUAGCACCACACAAAUAGCCAUAAUUCGCUUCAUCAUUCUCGGACCACUUGGUUUACAAUAUUCAUCUGUAUACUUGUUUGAUAGUGGAAUAUAUGCUACAAAUAUUAUAUGGAUUCCAUCGUCAGAACAGGGAGGCACACAUAGAAUAUGCUACCAUGCGGUGGAUGCAAAUAAUAAAAAUGGCCUGCAGCGAUGCUUCAGUGUUGUGGUACCAGAAACCUCCAAUUUGUGCGACAACGGCUACGAAGGAUCAGGAGGUUCUUCUGUUUUUGACCCCGCAACUGGAAAAUGCUCUUGUACGCGGUCAUGCUGGGAAUUAUCUUCAGACGAAAAAUCGUGUGUUCCUUUUAUGAAUGUGUCUUGCAAUGGAGUUGAUAUAGAUCUUACAAUUGCCGGUUGUGCCUCCACCGAAACAAUCGUAGCAGGUUCAACAAGUUGGUUUUUCUCCCAAAGUCAAUGUCAAUCUGCCAAAAGAAAUUCAAAUUACGAACUGAGUUUUGAUGCACAAGAUUGUGGAGUUUCUUGGCAGAUUAGCUCCGCAUUCAUUGAAUAUGCAAUGAAUAUAUGGAUAUGGGAAGGUACACAGUUUGGUCUUACUGUGAGAGGUCAGUGGUUGAAUGUCCCAGUUGUUUGCAGUGUUCCAUUAUCACAGAAUUUAACGGGAUCUUUCAUCCCAGUUCCUGACUUAAUUGAUAAUUUUCUUCCAAAAGAAAUAGCCAUUGUUGGAAUGGGAACUUUUACCUUGUUUUUUCACUUUUUUCGGACCAACUCUUUUGCGUCAAAAUAUGGAAUACGUGACUUUCCGCUUGAGGUUGAUGUGAAUAAUGAAUUAUACUUUUCACUUGGUGCUGUUGGUCGCGAUGGAUUGGUGUUUUUUACUGAGAAGUGUGUUGCCACGACCUCUAGCGUGGGAACUUCUAACACUUUGAGUUAUACUUUUAUUGAAAAUGGUUGCCUUCUCGAUCCUACUUUAAAGAAAUACAAUUCACCUUCGAUGGAGAAUCGAUACAGCAUUCAAGCUUUUGCGUUUGACGCAAAUCUUCUUUCUGAAAAACAGGAUACUGUAAUUCUCAUCCAGUGUCAAAUACUUAUUUGUGAUUCGACCCAAAACAACACGAGAUGUUCUCAAGGUUGCAUACCUUCUAUCGGAAGAAAAAGGAGAUCUGCCACAGAAGAAGAAUUUGUGGAACACGAAAAUGAUGAUGACAAUGAUGAGAAAUUUGAAGAAAUAACACAAUCGCCUCCUCAAUCCAUUGAUACUAAAAUUAUUCUUCUGGGAAAUUCGGAGAAGAGUGAUGACAACAAUCAAUUUCUGCAAUGGAUUCUGAUUGGUGGUGGAAUAUUUGUAUUAAUGCUCGUUGUUCUUGUGAUUUUGCUUGUGAUUAUGUGCAAGAAGUCACAAACCCCCAUCCAGUCAAAAAUCGUAAAUGUUGAGACUGAUGGUGAAAUGUAUACCACAAAUUCGACUUACCUCUCUAAGCAGUAAGCUGUUACACUGCCGCUUUUGAACUUUUUUAUAACCCUAACAUUUUGAUUACGUUCUUUCUUGGUUUUGUCCUGAUGUAGGCUAAUUUUUAAUCUCAAAUGCAGUAUAUCUAAGUUUAAGCGAAGGUGGAACUGUUCUUUUGAAUGUUUUGCUAAUCUCUGUUUUACACGUGCAGCAAUCCAAUAUAUGAUUUUCUUCCAAGUAGGCUAAUGAAGUUCGCAUGAACUGUUAUCAUCUUGAUAUAAAGAUUUCUAUCUGUCUGUUCUAUUCCAAGUGUUUUAUUUGAAUAAUCUAAUCGUUUUGAUGAGAUCUAAGGCUAUUCUCACACAUAAAGUCGACAACUCUAAAAUCAAUUUCAAUAUUUGGUAAUAUUUUUCAUCUUUCCUUUAUUAAUAUUCUGUAAAUAUAACAAACAAAAGCAAUAAAAAAUCUGAUAUUAUUGUUUGUGUAAUUAAUAUCACUUCAGAUAUUAAAACAAAAGAACGCAAUUAGUAAAUUCAGCGUUUUUAAGCUCGAAGAAACUAAUAUGAAUUACUAAUUAAUGACAUUGCAUCUCGUGUAAAAUAAUAAGUGAUAAGAGUGCAGAUGUAAGACAACAUAAUUUCUGUAUAAGAAUUAAUUUAGGUUUAAGUUAUCAUUUCGAUAUAGUAACUUGGGGGUUAUUGAUAUAUAUUAUACAAAAAUUUUAUAAAAAAAAAACAUACGAAUUGGUGAUCGAUAAAGAAUUAAACAUUGUAUUGUUCAUCUGAGAAACUCCGUUAUUUUUUUGUAUAUCUUACAUAGUAAAUAUCGUGAAAUCUUAGUCUAACGUCUUCGAGCAGUGUCGUCUGUUUCGUAAAUUUCUAGCAGUAGAAUAUUUCUUGAACUUUUUGAAAAUUAAAGUAGCAUAGAAAAUAUUUACAAAAGAAAGUCAUAAAAAUGAAAUGGACUCUGUAUGUACAGUUGAUUUUUAUUGGUAACAAAUAAUAGAACCCUGGACAUUAGAACAAAAUGAACAAAAUUUGUAUCUUCUAAACAUAUAUUAAUAAUGACCUAUGACAGAAUGCAAAGCACUGUUCUCCAAAAUAAAAAAUGUUACUAACUUCUGCAGAACCUAGUCUAGUGCUAGAGAUAUAUAAAUAGAUAUACAACCUUGUUUAACCUUGUUAAAGCCUGCUUGGGGUACUUUAUGAUGUAAUAGUGUCAUAGCGAGAUAACGACGUGUUGAUAUUUAGAGACUACAGAGGACACGGAGUGGACAUAUGGAUCGUUUUGUUAUUAUGUUCUUUUUCUUUGCCAUAGAAUUUUAUCAUUAUGAAAAAAAUCUUUUCUCUUUGAUAAAAGGUAUUUUUCGCUAGAAAGGCAUUACUUUCAUUU